GCUCAAAUUAACAGAAGGACUAACGGAGUGCAUUUCGUAUAGUUGAAGAAUCAAAAAAGUGUAGAAAAUUGUUGAAGGAUUAAUAAUGUGCAUUUCAUAAAGUUGAGGGACCAAAUUAAGAAUUUAACCUUUUUUUUUCUAAAUAUUUACUAGUCAAAAUGUACAAGGAUUUAUAACUUCAUCUAUACAAUCAUGACUAUAUCUAAGGGAGUUCUAUACACAAAAUCUCUAAGUCAAGCAUGGGUGACUAGUGACCUAACUACAAAAACCUAAGUCCAAAAUAAUGCCUAGCCAUCUACCUCGUCACUCCUCAGGGCUCCCUAUGCGUCGGGUCUCACUACCUGAAAUGGUGGACAAGGAAAAACUAUAAGAUACAAUAUCUCAGUAAGUAAAAAUAUGGGUAGCCAAUAAGUAAAAAUUUAAGCAUACUUGAUAAACAGUUUAAUAUAACAAAACAUUCAUUGAUAAAUCGUUAAUGCAGAAGAAAAUUCAGUAGUAGUCUCAUCUAUAAGUCAUGGCCAGCGUUUAUAAACCUCCCACUGGUGAGCACAGUAGUUACCAAUGUUUUAUCCCAUCAGCAAGAUUACAAAAUAGACUAGUCCUAUCAGUAAACAUGUCGACAUGUGCUAGCGUUUAUAAACCUCCCACUAACGGGCACAGUAAUUAGUAAUCAUGACUAUAUCCGAGACAAAACCAUGCGGGAUUUAUUGAAAAAAUCCGUAAUUCACAAUCAAUCUCAAAUCAUCAGGGAAAUUCAGUAAAUUUCAAGUGGGCAUGCUCUACUCAAUAAAAAUGAAAUUAAUUCCAUUUCACAUCAAUCAUGCUAUGUGCUGAUAAAAUCAAUUUAAAAUCAAUUU
This is a messenger RNA of Rubroshorea leprosula, 857 nucleotides long. The record is from the annotation of a GenBank genome assembly. NCBI's taxonomy places the organism in Eukaryota, Viridiplantae, Streptophyta, Magnoliopsida, Malvales, Dipterocarpaceae.